AAUAGAUAAGAAAUUUUGAUGCUAAUUACUAAAAUAUUUUCAGUACAUACCAACUAGAAGUCCCUUGAUCAAGUGAUGUGUAUUUACGGAAAUGGGUAACUGUAUUCCAUCUGGUAUCGAUCUGAACGACAUGGUUCACGCACCCCAAUCGGAUAAACUAAGAGAUAGUUCUGGAAUCUUACAAUGCAACACAUGUGAGACAAUGGAUUAUGGAAGUAGUUCCAAUGAUUUCGGUCUAAACGAAAUGGAUUCUGAUAUAAAACUUCCCCUACUCACACGAAUAUUCUCACGCCAGACACACAACAACAACUCAAGUAAUGAUGAUUUUCACCCAGAUUCACUUGGAAGUAAUGGGCUAUUUUCACAAAACACUGGUAAAAUAAACGUAUCUUCAGUUUUAGUUAAACAGGACAUGAAGUGGAAUUCGCAGCCUGCGCGACCAGUGUUGGGACUAUUUACGACUCCAUCCAUGAGCAGAGAACUAGAUACCCCAAGCGAAACUCAAAAACUAUUACCAUAUACUGCCGAAAAUAUUACAAAUGUGGAAGUAAAACGAAAUUCUGAUAAAGCAAGAGGUAUUACAAACGAGGACAGUGGGAUGGAAAGCUGUUCAUUAGACAGUCAUUUAAAAAGUUUAUACUUAUCUUGUGACGUCAAAAAAAACGACUCAAAAAAAUCAUCACCUAGAUUAGAAUUAAAGAGUAUAACGAGUGAAAACGUUUGUGAAAAGACAAUUCCACUAGUGAACUUGGUUUAUCCAAGAAAAGAGAGAAUUACUGAAAGUGCACAAAUUACUGAAAUAAAUUCUAACCCUCCUAUUAUGUCUAAAUGUUCUCUGAACAAAAAUCAAGUGGAACCUGUACUACCAUUUUAUGAAGAAUGGUUAUAUGACAAAAGUAAACAGAACUUGAGUGGCGAUUCAACUUACAGCAUUUCAAAUUAUCGAAAGCCUUCAGGUGAACAAAGGCGAGUCCAACCACUUGUAGCCGUAGCCAAAAUGACUUACUCUCAAAAAUACCCUCAUGAAUUAAAUGUUUCAGAAGGAGAAAGGUUACUGAUACUUAAUCACGUGUCGGUUCCACGUAAUAUAAUUGAAGGUAGAUCAAGCUCAUCAACAAAAGAUGAAGAUUUUUGGCUAGUUGAAAGAAUUGAGCUAAAGCAUAUGUCUAACCACUGUUCACGGAAAGGAUUAGUGCCAGGAGAACAUUUGCAAAUUAUUGGUGAUUCCUUAACCACUCAUAUUUCCUGGUUUAAUAUUGACAGAAAUGAAGCAGAAAGAUUACUGCUUCUAAUGGGUAACCCGUCGGGAACAUAUAUUAUACGUCCAUCCUCAGUAAAUGCCGAUGGAAUCGCCUGCUGCUUAACUACACCAUAUCCGAAAAAUUACGAGCCACCAACAAAAUUAUCUUUGAUAGAAGUAAAUCGAAAUAACUUUGGAUUCAUUAAAAAACUUGGACAAGGAAGCUUUGGUGAGGUAUGGUAUGGAACGUGGAAUAAUCAAAUGCCCGUAGCGAUAAAAAAAUUACUUGGGAAUGGUAACAUGAAUCAUGCAAGAUUCCUGAAUGAAGCUGAACUUAUGCACCGACUGAACCAUCCGAAUGUAGUCAGAAUUUUGGCUGUAUGCACACUUCCUACUAAUGAACCAACUUACAUUAUAAGUGAACUAAUGGAAAAUGGAUCUUUGAAACAGUAUAUGCAGAAGCUUAAUCCUGUAGAAAUCAGAAUGAAGAAUCUACUUGAAAUGAUGAAAGAUGUUGUCGGAGGGAUGGUGCAUUUGGAGGAACAGCAUUAUGUUCAUCGGGAUCUAAGAGCCAGCAAUAUUUUAGUUGACAGUAAAAAUAGACUUAAGGUGGCAGAUUUCGGUUUGGCUCAUUUGCUUAGUGAUACAGACGAAUACAUUGGAACGCUUGAAACCAAAUAUCCCGUACGAUGGACGGCCCCAGAAGGGAUUUUAAAGCAAGCUUAUUCAACAAAAUCAGAUGUGUGGUCAUUUGGAAUACUGGUUCAUGAAAUACUAACCUUCUGUGAAUUACCCUACAAAGAAUUCACUGUCAAUGAAGUCAAAGUACGCGUGUGUUCAGGUUACAGAUUACCUCGUCCCAUAUUGAAAAUAUCCUCUACAGAAACUCUUCUACCUGUCGAUGAUGAGUACGAGGUUCCCAAACGAAAAAGUGUGGAAACAUUUAUGUGUCCUAUUAAUAUUUACAACAAACUGCUUGAAUGUUGGAAUAUUUCACCAGAUAAAAGGCCAUCAUUUAAUUCACUAUAUUCUUUUAUCGAGGAAUUAUUGGAAAAAGAAAUCAAGAAGGAUGUCAGCACAAAAUAAAAACAGACCGCAUUUCAAAACGUCCUGUUUAAAUGCUCAAAUAUAUCUUACACAUGUUUUGUACUUAUUUUAUAAACCUGAAAAGAAACCGAAUCACUGAUCUUUGUAAUUGCUUCAUUCCUUUCAAUAUAAAGGUCUUAAGGCGUCUCUAUUUCGUAUCAUGACCAAUACUCUUGGUACUGAACAUUAAGUUUAGUAAAUCCUAAAUUUUAAUCACUAUAAAGCACUAGCAAUGAGUAGAUCAGAUUCAUACUUU
Molecule: messenger RNA, 2582 nt
Organism: Schistosoma margrebowiei
Lineage: Eukaryota; Metazoa; Platyhelminthes; Trematoda; Strigeidida; Schistosomatidae
Source: the annotation of a GenBank genome assembly